GUUUUCGCGAUUAAUUGUUCGGUUAGUUUAAAUCUAAUUAAUCCACUCACUCCCAGAUUUGAAAAAUGAAACAAAUACUUCACAAAUAUGUAAACGUUGGAUCUGUAAACGCCGUUGACAGUGUGACCAUAGGAAAUUUUGGAAUGGGCUUUUUCCGCGGCCCGACGAGACUCGCGCUGCUACAUGAUUACCAUGACCUUACGGCUGCAUGUGAAAAACAAUGAUAACCAGUUCUUAAUAAUCAAAACACGCGAGACCGGCCUCAUUGCGAUCUGAAAAUUUGUCGGGUAGCGGUUGAUUCCGGACGUCGGGAAAGAUGGACCAAAUCAGAGCCGGGUGGUUCAGCGAGAUAUCGGACCUUUGGCCGGGGCAGUGCUUCUCCCUGAAGGUGCAGGAGGUGUUGUUUCACGAGCGGUCCAAAUACCAAGACGUGCUCAUAGUGCAAACCACCAAUCACGGCAGGGCUCUGAUCCUGGACGGGAUCAUCCAGUGCACAGAAUUCGACGAGUUCUCUUACCAAGAAAUGAUUGCGUUCCUGCCGCUCUGCGCGCACCCCCAGCCAAAGAGGGUGCUGAUUGUCGGCGGAGGAGAUGGCGGAGUCGCCAGGGAAGUGCAGAAGCAUCCGCUCGUCCAAGAAUUCGUACAGGUCGAGAUCGACGAAGUAGUGAUCGAAGCUAGCAAAAAAUACUUACCGUUCAUGGCGGAGGGCUUCAGCUCCUCCAAGCUGAUUCUAAAGGUUUGUGACGGCUUCGAAUACAUGAAAAACCACAAGAACCAAUUCGAUGUCAUCAUCACUGAUUCUUCGGAUCCCGUGGGACCUGCCGUCAACCUCUUCACCGAAUCCUACUUCAAAUUGCUGAAGGAGGCAUUAAAACCAAAUGGUAUAAUUUGCUCCCAAUCGGGAACCGUGUGGUCGGACCUGGACCAGGUCAAAGACACGUUGUCCAAUUGCAAGAGGCAUUUCCCUAAUGUGAAGUACGCGAUGUCGAGCGUGCCGACUUACCCUAACGGCCAAAUAGGGUACCUGGUAGCUUCGUUGGAGGCGAGCAGGGACCUGACAAGUCCCUCCAUCAGAUUCGGCACAAAAGAGGUGGAAGAAUAUGGUCUGAGGUAUUACAAUGCGGACAUUCACAAGGCUUCUUUCGUCUUGCCCAAUUUCGUAGACAAGCUGCUGUUCUCGUAAUCUAAUAUGUGUAAUAUUUAUUUUUAAAUAAAAUUCUAAGGAG
Cylas formicarius (sweet potato weevil) is the source of this 1226-nucleotide messenger RNA. RefSeq names its product spermidine synthase. Lineage: Eukaryota; Metazoa; Arthropoda; Insecta; Coleoptera; Brentidae. Gene Ontology annotation, cellular component: cytosol. Gene Ontology annotation, biological process: spermidine biosynthetic process. The record is from RefSeq and is a predicted model, not a curated record. The transcript is spliced from 5 exons. Gene Ontology annotation, molecular function: spermidine synthase activity. The coding region runs from base 317 to 1183 and encodes 288 amino acids.